AUGUCCUCGUCUCGUCCGGGCAGAGCGAUUCGUAUGGAUGGUGAUAAUCUUGUUCAACAAGCGAAAGAUUUAACACAGGCAAUUGAGGAACUCAUACACGAAAACAAAGACCUUAAAGAGACCUUACAGAAGUUUCAGGAAAACAAACCUCUCCUUACUACUGAUUUAAGGUAAAUCUAAAACGCCAAUCACCCUACACCUCGAUGGAAUCAGCCAGCAUUAGUUCGCCAUAAGAUCAAUUGGACGCAUUCGGAAAUAUCUGUCGCUAGACGGACUUGAAGUGUUAGUUAAUACUCUUGUCAUCUCGCGAGUGGACUAUUGUAAUUGUCUUUUGUACGGCAUUCCUAAAUAUCAAAGAAUAAACUCCAACGAAUCCAGAAUACCGCGGCGCGUCUGGUGAUGGGCCUAAAACGGUCAGAUCAUGUAACGCUUAUAAUAAAGAACUUGCACUGGCUUCCAGUUGAAAAGAGGAUUGAAUUUAAGAUUCUCCUCAUAACGUUUAAGACUAUACAUGGCCAGUCUGCAGACUACCCGAAGCCUUUAAUUGAAAUGUAUCAACCGUCACGAACUUUAAGAUCAGCUUCACGUUCACUACUCUGUCUUCAAAAAGCUAAAACUGAAAACUACGGGUGUAGAGCUUUUUCUUUUGUGGCACCGAAAUUGUGGAACUCCCUGCCGAAGGACAUUAAGAGUGCCAAGACUGUAAUCUGUUUUAAAAACAAGUUGAAAACCCAUCUUUUAGGAAAGCUUCUUUUUAUUUUAGUAAGCAUUAUGGUGAACAUAAUUUGAUAGGGAUUGUGAUUUUAUUUUCUGUUUGUAAAUCAUAGUAAGGCGCAUUGAGCUUUGUAAAUGCGCCAUAUAAGAAUGUAGUUAUUAUUAUUAUUAUUAUUAUUAUUAUUAUUAUUAUCAUCAUCAUCAUCAUUAUUAUGACUUCUUAUGCCUACGAUGACUAGGAAUGUUGCUUACGAAAGCACUACUGCGUUUUUAGCCUUGCAAGAAACAUGUGUCAUCAGCUUCACAAACAUAAUCAGAAUUCUUAGGUUAUCGGAAAGAUUUCUUUUUGUGACAAAAGCCAUACCUUUUUGCCUUAAAUAGUUCACUAGUGGAAUGCGACUUUUGUGCGACGUUCCACAGGUGACCAUAAAUUAAUUAUCCAGAGCCCAGUUGUUCGAAGACCGAUUAGCGCAUAACCCCGGGUUCAUUUUAACCCGGGUUUCUUUUUCUUUUGUUCAAAAGCAUUUCCUCAGAUAAUUUUCUCUGUUAUUUUUAAGAGCAUCUUAUUAUCAACUUGUUGACAAAAAGAAUUAAACUGAAUUUACUUUUAAAGGUUUCAUAUCUGAAUUCAAAGUUCGCACUAACCCUGGGUUAUCUUAAUCCAGUUUUGAACAACCAGGCCCAGAGUGUUAGCCGGCAGAGAUAUGCUGCAGUAUUUUCGCUAUUUGUGAGCUACAAAAAGUGUUUGUUAUUUUUUUUUCUUGAAGAGAACAAGACCAAACACAUAACAUUCACUUUUCCAAGAUGAAGGAACUUUUAACAGAGAAAGAGAGCGAGGUGGAAAGUCUACAGAAAAGGUAACAUAUAUGAAAUGAGUUAAUAACCGGCAAACAUUGUAUAUUCCAUAACAUUUGAACGCUAUUUAGACUGGGGGGGCUUUUGGAGUCCCCCCCCCCCCCCCCCCCCCCCCCCCCCCCCCCCCCACCCCCCCCCACCACACAACACACCGAUUCUGACACAACAAAAAACUAGCAAAAUAUAAUGAUCUUUUCCUUUCUUUACAUUGUGUAAUGUUUUGACGGCAAAAGAGAGCGAGGGGGGUACUCUACAAAAAGAUGGUCCAAUAUAAAAAAUAUUUUUACACGGGUGAACUAGUUUUAUUUCUUAAAAUUGAGCAGAUUUUAACAACGGGGGGGUUUGGGUGACCCCCCCCCCCCCCCCCACGCCCCCGCCGCGCGAAAAGUUACCGUUAAAACCAAUAGCGACUUUUUUAGACAAGAAAUAUCUGGGAACAUUUUAAAGUCGUUGUGACACCUGUUGCCAUGUCAAUCGAGUUUUGACAGAUAUAUUUUUCAUCAUUUUUUUUUCCUAUAAAAAAGAUUAAUAACUAUUUUUACUCAUUAAAAUUUUAACAUCACACUUAACUUAGCAAUAUUUCAUCAAAUUUACAAUAACUGUUAGUGUAACCCAGGCUUUCUUGUGACUGAUUUCUCCCAGAAUUUAACAGUUUGGGGAUCUUUUUUUUUUUGCUUUCUUAAAGGAUCCAUUUAUACAGAGAUCAAUUUUUCUAUCAAGAUUGCCUCGAUAAUUUAUACCGGUUUUGAGUAAAGUAGAAUACAUUCAAUUAUUUCAAAUUGGCGGAUCCAAGAUGGCGGAUGCUUGAAGAUUCCUCUUUAAUGGUAAAUGGUGUCAUCAUGACAUCACUGCUAUUGCUUAAAGUUAUUUUAAAAUGUGUUAGCUAUAACUUCUUGAUUUUGUCAGACACCAUACUUCUAACUAUUUUUCGCUUGGAGGGGAAAACUGAUGAAAUUUGGGUUUUGCAAAUAAAUUUACCAAUAUGACGUAUUAAUGACGUUAAGAUACGUCAUUAUGUCAGGCAAGUUAUGGCGUAAUGUCGGAAACAAUAAGUAAAUUACUCUGUGUAAUUUUGGUGGCAGUAUCAUGAGCGGUUUUGAAGAUAUAGAGUGGUGGAGGGGUUCCCCCCUUCGAUCCUUUGUAGCAAAACAGAAUUAAUCGUCACAACGUUUAAAGUCCCAUUCUUGAUGCAACGCGGUCGUUUCUUUUUGUUUUGAAAACGCGCUUUUGUAAAUGGCGUGCUCUGAUUGGUUAACACUUUUGCCAUGCAAAAGGACAAAAUAGUGAAAGCUAGUCAGCAGUGGUCGCGUCGGAGGUGAGUGUUAAUCCUCAUCUGACAGCUCGCCUACAAAGUCAGUAAAUAGGUAUUAUUUGUCACGAAAGUGUAUGAGUCCAUUAAAAUUUCAGGUUUACCUGAAACAAACGUGAACGGCUCCGUGAGAUGCCGACGUAGUGUGACAAAUUAUGCGCGGGUGCAUUCAAGUUUAUAACAUGUAAGCCGUCGUGAAGUCCAGGAAAUGAUGAAUGAAGAUGAUGGAUGAUACUUUGAACAGGCAAAGUUUAUUCAAUGUAUUCCCAGGGCUACCAAAAGCGUUUGUUAUUUGCAUACUAUACUUGUUCGGGAAAUUUGUUGAAUAUUAUACCUUAGUCUUGAAUUAAAGUUGUAACGAUAAUCGAAUCGAAUCAAAUCAAAAACUUUAUUUCACUUCGAAUUUCAAACGAUAGCAUCAACUAAUGCAAAUAUUUCCGAAGGAAAAGCAAAAACAAAUAGAAAAUAAAUGACAAAGGUAAUUAGAAUAAAGUAAUACUAUAUAUUAUGUGCAAGUUUAAUAUAAUGUAGAAACAAGAAAAGUGUUAUAUACAUUGUGACUACGGUAACUAGUUAUAAUUAAAACUAAUUACAAAAGGAGCAGCAUUUAUUAUAAAAGCUAAUGCUCUUAAUUUUUUAUUUGAAAACAUGUAAUGAUUCAGCAGUUCUAAGUACCUCUGGGAGCAUAUUGCAAUAUUUGCUGGCAGAGUAGCGAAAGGAGUGCAAACCAUAUUUGGUCGAUUGAACUCUGGAAAUACUAAGGGAAUUAAUGUUUACCACGCAAAUUGUAAGUAGAAUUUCUUUCUAUCAGUAGCUCGUUAAUGUAAGUAGGGGCCAGACCGUGAAAAGACUGAUAUACAAGACUUAACAUAUCAUGUAUUCUACGAUUGUGCAGGCUAGGCUGAUUGAUGUUAUUUAGAAGUUUGUCGUAGGAACUAAGAUAUUCAUUAAAAAUAAAACGCAGGCAGCUCUCGUUGAUCCACUCAAGUUUGUCACUGUUUCUUUUGCCACAAUAAUGCCAAAUAAUUGGGCGGUAGGAGAGGCAGGAGAGAAGAAAGACACCAUACAAGUGUUUCUUAUUACAAGUAGAAAUGAGAUCGAUGUUUAUGGCGAAUUAACACUUGCAGUUGCUUACAGACAUUGCGAAUAAUCUCAGACCGUGACAUGUUCGUCGAAAUUGAGGUCACUAUUAAUAGUGACACGCAGAAGGUUCAUUGAAUGACAGAUUUCAAUACUUUUGCCAUCAAGAUAAAGCGAAGAUUACACGCUUCCUCUCCCAACCACAUGGUGCGACAUUUACUAACAUUGAGACUCAUGGCGUUGUUCUCAAACCACUGGGAGGCUGAUACAAGAUCAGCCUGCAUUCUCUGCUGAAUCUCAGUAGCAUCGAAAACAGUUUUAAAAAAUUGUACGUCGUCAGCAUAUGAGCUUACAGAAGAAUGAAAGGAAGUAUACAUAAUGUCAUUCAUGAAAAUGUUAAAAAGCAAAGGCCCCAGAACUGACCCUUGGGGAAUGCCCUUAACAACCAUUAACCAAUCUGAGAAGGUGUCCCCAAUUUUAACCCUCUGAAACCUGUUGGAAAGGUAGCUUGCCAUAAUUAGAACUCUAUCCUCAGAUAGACCAUAGGCCUUAAGCUUAGCUAGUAAAAGCCUAUGUGGGAGACAGCCAAAUGCCUUGGAUAGGUCUAUGCGUACGAUAGAAGCAAUAGCACCAUUAUCACGAGCAAUCCUAAGUUCCUCAACAAUGCGGAUGAGGGAGGUCUGACAGCUAAAAUUUUUCCUGUUGGCAAACAAGUUAGAUGAUAAGAUAUUAUCAAAAAAUUUAUAUAAUUGUUUGGAUAGAAUUCGUUCAAAAAUGUUAUUAAAAAUAACAAGAACAGUUAUAGGCCUAUAAUAAGACUUUAAAUGCUUAAGUUCCUUUUUAAAAAUUGGAGAAACUUGGCCGUAUUUCCAACCAGGUGGAUAGCAAGUUUUGGUGGUAGAUGAAUUAAAAGGGUGCUAAGUGGACCUGAUAAAACACUGAUACCAUCCUUAACGAGCCUAAUAGGUAUAUUGUCAUAGCCGAUGGCUUUUGAUGUAGAAGGUGACUUGACAACCUCUGUGACAGAAUUGGUUUCUUCAAAACAAAAGUUGUUUGAAUGUUGUUUGAAUGUUAUGAAAGCAAACAAGGCCAUUCAGCAGAAAAUUUACCGUGAAAAUUCAUGAUCACGAGAUGAUGGUAACGACGCUUAGAACAAUUAGCAAUUAGUCAAGCUUACAUUUAUUUUUUUGACAGGUUCGUCGCAAACUCGGGUGGAGGUGGUUUGGAACAGUAGCGCGGAUGACAAUUGUUUUGCAAUUGUUUGCAAUAACUGAAUGGAUAGCUCGAGCCAAUAUUCUUCGAACGAAUAGCCUGAGCCGCUCGAACGGAUACCAAAUCUUUAGAAAAGCCUUUCCUUUCGUGUAACACAAAAUUCGCGGGAUCUGUGUUCGUCGCGGCGCCCAAUGCAUCAAGGUUGGCAAUGGGCCUUUAAAAAAUUUUCACCGAUUACAUUUCAAGGUUUACUUAGGAUGAAGGCAUGAUAAGACUAAAAUGUCUUGUUUUAGCGGGAGCAAUAGGCUCCUGGUUUUAGUCGUUUCUAGGUGGCGGUGGUGGAGGGGGAAAAUGGUAUUUUGCCCACAGUUAUUGGUUAUUAGCUAAAAUAAUAACAGUGGGAGGGAGGGCUUCUACAUAUAUUGGACUGUAAAGAAAAUCACCCUACCCCAACCUCCUCCCCCACCUUCAGAUGAGCUAAGAAUUCUCCCUUAUUCGCCCUUUUUUUUUCUACGAACGUUAACUCCCUGUUGAAAUUUAGAGAUUUUUUUUUUAAAUGGGGGUUCCUAAAUACAACCUGCUAAAACUUUAAGCUAUUUCUAAGGCCUACAAAUCAAAGUAAGCGUGUGCAUUUUCCUCUCUCGAACCUUUCUCUUCCAUGUUUUUUUUCCUAGACUGGCUGCCAUGUCAGAGAAGAAAGUUAAUCAGAAUCAACGACUGACUGAGAACACCCUAAGUGACAACCAGCAGUCGGACCUGGAGGCAGAAUACACCCACUUGUUUAAAGACGGAGAACGUGCAGACUUUAUAGAAUUUAUUCAGCGUAAGAGUCAACGAGCAGGACCCCCGUCUGCGACAGAGAACCGUGCUGGAGCGUCCAGGUUGGCCUGCUUUAUUUUUGAGGUACAGAUUUCAAUUCUGUUACCGCGAGUUUUAAGUAAACUGGAAUAUAUUAAAAUAAUUCAAUAUGGCGGAUUCAAGACGGCAGAUGCUUCCAAUUUUUUUUAAGUCAUAAAUGACGUCAUCAUGACAUUAUGAUUAUAUUUUGUUCUAAUUAUCUAACUGAGGGAGUCCAUUCCUUAUAAGCCCGGUGACUUCUCUUGGGUUUCCUCGCCAUGAGAGUUUAAAUGAGUAGAUUUUUUUUUGCUUUGUAUUACUUAUGGCAAACAAAACAACAAACAAUAAACAAUCAUUGCUAUUGUUAAAGGUUAUUUAUAUGUUAGCCACCUUCUUGAUUUUAUUUAACACCUUGCUAUUUAAGUACUUUUCGUUUAAUGGGUACUUUUGAGGGAAUUCCGAUUCUGCCAAUAAAUUCAAUAAUAUGGCGUCAUGAUGACGUCAUAUUACGUCAUUGUGUCAAUCAAGUUAUUCCCAGAAGUUGGAAAUGAUAAGUACAUUUUUCUGUGUAAUUUUGGUGGCCAUAGCUUGAGCGGUUUUGAAGUUAUAGAGGGGGGCCUCUGAAGUCCCCGAUCAGUUGCAGGAAGCGAAAAAAAGCCAGGUCUGAAUAGGGUUGAAUAUAUAACAAUUAUUCACCGAAGUGGAGGUGGCUAGUCCUGGAUAUUUACCGAACUGCGAAGCAGUGAGGUAAAUAUCCAGGACUAGCCACCGACACUGAGGUGAAUAAUUGUUUUAGUAUAUACUAAAACAGUGAGAUCAUUGAGCACAAAAAUGACGAUUUUUAACUCAAAUAGUGUUGCUAACGAUUACAAUUUUGGCGCGUAAUGACCGGGCGGCCGCGGCCGUCGCUUUUUCUUGCCGACAACUAAAACUUUUGAAGGCAUUUGUUUAGCUCUUGCGGGGAAAUUUCUUCAAAAGGAGUUGUGAAUUCUUUUUGUAUUUAAAAUCAUUCUAUAAAAAGAGAUUGUUAAAUUUAGUUUUAAGCCUAUUUAUGAACAACUCAACUAAAUAAAGUAAGCAAGACUUAAGCUUAAUUUGCAUUUGUAAACAAAAAACUUUUUCACCGGUUUUAUCGAUUAAUUCGUGUUAAAAAGACAAAGCUUUACCUGUUAAAACUUCCAAUCCGAACUUCGUCACCUUCUUCGUGUAUUUCAGAAACAGCUUGCUUGAUUAGUUGUGAAAUUUCUUUGUUUGUUUACGGCAGCAAACCGGGAAGGCAUUUUGCUUGCAACUUAAGCGAGUUUGGCGUCGGUCGCUCGGAGGAACUGGAGGUGAAUCAGUGAAUAGUGCAGGAUAUUCACUGAUUGAGUAGCCAAUCAGACCGCGCGAAAAACACUAUCCACUGUUUUAGUAUAUACUAAACAGUAUUAUUCACAACUGUACAUUGCAAACCUCCUUUAUGCAUGGUCCAUGAAGACAUUUACAAUCUGAUUUUAUACGAAUUACAGUAAUACUUUUGUGAAAAGUUUGAUCCCAAAGUCAUUUCAUAAGCAACUGGAGCAUGAUUGUCCGGGUGAGCGCAGCCCUGAGUAGGACGCUGUCAACAACAGUUCUGUUAAGGCCUUCGCUCACCCAGACAAUCAUGCCCCUCAUACUUAAUUAAUACCUUUAUUUGUACCGUAAGUUUGCUACAGUAUUUCUUGUGAUAUCAAUUUGUUAUGUCAAAGUCAAACUUCUUAUAUAAUUAAAAUGUGUACCAUAAGUCAACUGUAACCAACAUAUGUACAUAGGAACUUGCUUGAUUCUGCUUGGCUAAACUGGUUCUUAUCAUUCUGGUUAUCAAAGUGGUAUAUUUCUGCCAGCAGGUUCUUAAACCACUAGGUUCUUACACGUAGGUUUUAAGUGUACUUCUUUUUUGACAACUUGUUUUGGCUUCUGCGAUAAUUUCUUCACUGAUUACAACUUUAGGCCAACUAGCUCGUUUCAGAGUGUUUCGUUUAUCUCGUUAGGUGUCUUAUGAGUGUGCCUUGGCAACAAGAAAAAACUUUGCGAAUGUCUCUUCAUCGUUGCUGAACAGUUUAAUCAACAGAGCCCCUUCGAUUGCAUUUAUCGAUAAGAAAAAGGUUUGUAACACUGAUCACCAUAUUAUGCUUUCAUUUUUUCAAUAUCAAAGUUAACCUCAUCAUAAUCAUCAUCAUCACCAUCAAGUCUCGUCACGCCAGUAAGCGCAAAGGGCCAUGGUUUUAAGAACCACUAUUUAGACAAACCAGAUUAGCCCUCGUGUUUUGGUUGAAUAGGAGUUCCGAGAAGGGCCCUGAGUACCGACUAAGAUUAAAAGUUUUUUUCAUUACAAUUUUCUGUUGUCAGUCUGGACACCACCAAAUGGCGGAAGCGGGGAGGCUAUUCUAGACCCUCUCGCCGGAGCAAAACUUUUCUAGUUGCCGUCCAGCUAGGUGGUAUUAAGAAUUGGCAAGUACAAAGAAACUACUUUAACUUCGAGUCUUUAAGGUGUUUGGUAGGGGGCAGAAAUAUGCUGAUCAAAAGGGGUCCUCAAAGUGGACACUGACGCCUUCAAAAAGACUUCAAGUACACAAACCCGAGUCUAAAUAGCUAGAUUUGAAAUAAAAGCAACUGGCCUCUCAAGAUUUAGGGUAUUGAAAAUUUAUUGCCUACUGGCCCUUUUUAAAAAAGUAUUAUUGUAGUUAUUUUUAACAUUAUUUGUGUAACAAUGUUUUGCUGAUUGUAUUUCAGCCAGUCGGGUUGUUUCCCCCCGAUUCAUCUUCACAACCUGGGUCAAUGCUAGUACAGGAGGCGAUGCGCGAGCUGAUGGUCCAUGUUAAAGAGACAGCAAAAAAUCAUGAUUUGAAAAAGCUCAUUGAAGUAAGUAUCGCAGAAUGAUAAAACUUCUAAAAUUUGAUAUCUUGUUUUCGCCAGCACGACAUUCUCGCUAAAACUCGUAGUAGAGUGACGACGGCUACCACAUUUUCCCGCCAAAAUGACGCUGGUUCACGCGCGCGCACUACUUAGUAUUGAGAAAAUCUCGUACUCGUAGUCGUACCCGUCUUAGAAUCUAAAGGUCUCUUUUAUAGACUCUUGAGACCUCUAUACGUGGAACUAGCGAGUGGCAGAGGUGGCUAUAACUAAGGGUGUGUGGCGUAAACAGUUUGUGCAAUGUUUACUUGUGAGAUUAAGACAAGAGCGCUGCACUUGUCCCACCUACAAAUAAGCCAGCCCGUAAAAUUCAGAAGAUCAAUUAUCCAUUCACAAAUAAUUCAAUUUUCCUUGCAUCAACAGACCGUCAAAAAUGAGGCGCAGAAAAAAUUGAGGGAAGAAGUGCUCCAGUCCAAAGCCAAAAAAACUGGACUCAUCCUGCCACCGCUACCAUCCUAUGAUGAGAAAAGUGGGAAGCUUGCGAAGUACAUGGAUUAUUGUUGUAGGUUCUCCUGGCGCAUGGUCACGCAAGUACCUCCACUAAAACUUAACUACCAGAGUCAGCAAUUUGAUGAAAGGAGUCACGUCCCAGGAUUUGAAAGUGACAAGAAACAAACUUCUUCGUCACAAAUAAAGUGCUUCCUAUGGCCAACACUGUUGGACUGCGAAAAACGAGUUAUUGCCAAGGGAGAAGUCCUAUUGUAA
Porites evermanni is the source of this 9643-nucleotide messenger RNA. NCBI's taxonomy places the organism in Eukaryota, Metazoa, Cnidaria, Anthozoa, Scleractinia, Poritidae. The record is from the annotation of a GenBank genome assembly.